AUGGAGGUGAACAGCACGCUAGUGGAGUGCAAGCGCGAGGACACGGACGCAGUUGCCUUCCGUUUUCUCAUCCUCGACGCCCCGUCGCCCAGCAGUGUUCCCAUGUACGUGAAAUUGCUGCAGAGGUACCACGUGAGGCACAUUGUGCGGGCCUGCGGUCCAACGUACAACACGGAGGUCUUCGAGAAGCAUGGCAUGGAGGUACACGGCUGGACCUUUGAGGACGGCGCCACGCCGUCACAGGCUGUCGUUGGCAACUGGCUGGACCUGCUUGAACGGGAGAAGAACAAGUCACCGCCCGAGACGAUUGCCGUGCACUGCGUGGCCGGACUUGGCCGAGCGCCCAUAUUGGUGGCACUGGCACUUGUGGAGUACGGUGGAAUGCCGGCGCUUGACGCCGUGGGAUAUGUGCGGGCGCGGCGCAAGGGUGCCAUUAAUCAGGUGCAGCUUAACUGGCUGAUGGGUUACAGGCCGCGUAAUCAGAGAGGGAGCGAGGGGUCGCUGAGGUGUGCGAGGUGCGCGGUAAUGUGA
Molecule: messenger RNA, 531 nt
Organism: Trypanosoma rangeli
Lineage: Eukaryota; Euglenozoa; Kinetoplastea; Trypanosomatida; Trypanosomatidae
Product: protein tyrosine phosphatase-like protein
Exons: 1
Coding region: 1-531 (176 amino acids)
Biological process (GO): protein dephosphorylation
Cellular component (GO): nucleus
Molecular function (GO): protein tyrosine phosphatase activity
Source: RefSeq, a predicted model, not a curated record